Galendromus occidentalis (western predatory mite) is the source of this 669-nucleotide messenger RNA. RefSeq names its product mitochondrial ribosomal protein L30 (gene mRpL30). NCBI's taxonomy places the organism in Eukaryota, Metazoa, Arthropoda, Arachnida, Mesostigmata, Phytoseiidae. The transcript has 3 exons. The record is from RefSeq and is a predicted model, not a curated record. Gene Ontology annotation, biological process: translation. Gene Ontology annotation, cellular component: mitochondrion; large ribosomal subunit. The coding region runs from base 88 to 639 and encodes 183 amino acids. Gene Ontology annotation, molecular function: structural constituent of ribosome.
UGUUUUUGAGGAGACGACUCGACGACUCCGGCGAGAAAUUUUCGUCGUCCCAACACACACGAUUUUCGCGUGUGCGCGAUCGGAGGGAUGAACGUUCUCAGAAGAACUCUUUCAUUCUUACCGAAGCAAAUACAGUUUCGACAGACUGGAAUAAAUACCUACGAGAGGGCAGCGAAUGAAAUCUUCGAGAGGGUCAGGAAAUUGCGCGAAACAGCCGACCAGCAUGUACCUCCGAAACUCUUCGUGGUGGAACGAAUAGCCACCCUGAGGGAUCGGCCUCACUGGGAGAAGAAAAUAUGUGAGCUCAUGGGUCUGUCACAUUCGAGGAGAGAAAGAAGCUGCUCCAUACAGAAAAAGAUAGGAACGUACGUGGUGAUGCCGAAUACACCCCACGUAUGCAAACUGCUCUGGCGGAUCAAACAUCUGGUUCGGGUUAAGCCCGUGGUAUUCCCCGACGGACUUCCCACCCCUGAAGAGUACACCGGCACCCAUCUCGAUCGGUACGGAGUCUUCCGGAUUGACCAAAGCCUACAAGUAGAUGAACGGAGGCUCGCCCCCGCCCCCGAUCUUGAGAGAGCCACUCUCACGGGUCGCGAGAUUGCAAAACCAAUGCAUCUGAAGUGGAUGAACAGUCUCUAAGUUGUCGAAUAAAUAAUAGUCUCUCGGACA